CAACUGGAAUAGAAUAGUUGUGUUGUGUUGUAGUGGUGCUGGUGUAGUGCAGAUGCAGUCAGUUGACUGUAGUUAAUUUCACCGCCAGUGCGAAAAUCUCAUUAACUAGUUAGUUAUUAUUCACUCACUAGUUACUAAUCAGAAAGUGGGCAGUCAGAAAAUUGCGAAGCUUGAAUGUUGAAACUCGGAAAGUUAACUGAACUGAAACAAAUUAAUAACAGGCCUAAGAGUUGGAUAUAAUAUAGGUUAUGUUGCAAGUUUAACAAGGAGGACAAAGUAAAUUUUCAAUUUGGCUGCCACAUAAUAGAAAAUGCCUUCCAUCAAUUUAAAUCUGUUGCCUAUGAAAGGGCAUUACUUUCUUUUCAAUGCAGGAACUUCCCCCAUUGUGCCAUUUAUGCCUACUCUAGCCCGCCAGUUGGGGUUUUCUUCGGUGGUGGUGGGGUCUCUUUACACUGCCCUCCCAAUCAUGGGAAUGUUGGUUAAGCCUACUAUGGGAGCACUAGCUGAUAGGUACAAAUGUCAAAAGGCCCUGUUUCUUGCCUUCAUCCUGCUGACCAUUGCCAGUUUCUUUCCACUGCAGUUUGUCCCGGGACUGCCAGUUGAGUCAGCAGCUGAUUUCCAUUGCCAUCAGAUCUCAGACUUGAAGAUAUGUGGAACGGACAGCUGUGUGGCUGAUCAACUGAUAGCUGAAGGCUCAGGAAAUACCACUAUUUACUGUAAGAUGAGGUGUGAGCUAGGAUCAGGGUUUCUACAGACAGUGUGCCGAGACUGGAACUGGUCAUCUCUGUGCGAGAAGAGUGUGCCUGUGUUGACUAUCCUUGGUGACACUCGUGCUACCACAUCUCCUCAGUCAGUAGCUUUCAAUGCCUUGUUAUCUCCUCAGCACACCCUGCCCCUUGAGAACAGUGAUUGUCUGUUCACACGUGUCAGCAAGGUACAACUGGCCGGUGGAGAUGUGUGGCACACUCCCUACUGCAACACCAGCCUGCAGAUAGCACAGUGCCGCAUGCAGUGUCAGAGUGACACACUGUCUGACCUCACUAACCUGUCCAACUCUCAAGUGAUCUCCCACUACCAGUUCUGGAUGUUCACCUCUCUACUUGUGUUCAGCUGGAUCGGGAUGGCAGUAGUUGUCAGUGUUGGUGAUGCCAUCUGCUUCACUAUCCUCGGCGAUCAACCUGGCAAAUAUGGUAACCAACGUAUGUGGGGAUCUGUAGGCUUUGGUCUGUGUGUGAUCGUGGCUGGCUGGUUGGUGGACACUUGGAGUGCUGGAAUGGCACAUAAGGACUAUACUCCUGUCUUCUACAUGAUGGCAGUGAUGUUGACACUUGACUUUGUUGUCUCUUCCAAAAUAAAGUACACACAAACACCUCAGGCUGCUAGUAUAUUACGCAAUGUUGGGAAAAUGUUCAAAGACAUCCAAGUGCUAGUGUUUCUGCUGUGGUUGGUUGUUGUUGGAAUGUGCACAGCUUUAAUAUGGAACUUCUUAUUUUGGUAUUUGGAAGAACUGGCUGAUAAUUACGGGUGCUCUGUGACGCAGCAGUGGAUUAAAACAUUGGAGGGGUUAGUUAAUGGUGUCCAGUGCUUCGGGGGAGAGAUUCCGUUUUUCUUUCUAUCAGGCUGGAUACUGAAGAAGAUCGGCCAUACACACGCUAUGUCACUGGUGCUGUUUGCCUUCAGUAUCCGGUUCCUGCUGUAUUCCACUCUGACGAACCCAUGGUGGUGCCUGCCUAUCGAGAUGCUCAACGGGCUCACGUUUGGUCUACUAUACGCUACCAUGGCAUCGUACGCUAGCCUGGUGGCACCACCUGGCACCGACACCACAGUACAGGGGCUAGUCGGAGCCAUCUUUGAGGGAAUCGGGGUGUCAAUGGGCAGUUUCUUGGCUGGUUUGAUGUUCGACCAGAUGAGUGGUGCCAUGGUGUUCAGGAUAUCUGGGUUGGCUGUGCUGGUAUUAUGUGUCCUGCACAUCUGUGCUCAGUUCUUCAUCAGCCGCAGACACAUCCUCGUAGUCGCCUCUGGCAAAGCUCCAGAAACGCAGUAAAGAGUCCAGUUUGCAGAUUUUCAUCAUGGAGCGCACUACGCAAGUCCAAAUGAGGCAAUUCACAUGUUGGAUGAGCCUACAUACGAGUCUUUCACAUAGCAUCCGACUCCACUAGCUACCACCACCACCACCACCGUCACCACCACCACCACCUCAGUCCGUUGCUCAAUACACAGAAAGUAGUAUAUCAUGUUGUGUGAAAAAUCAAGAGACUGUCAACGUUAUAACUUGCACUUAAGUGUUUUAAGUACAACUUUCCAAUUCCUUUUCAAAUCAUGAGAGCACUUGGUUUUAAAGUGAUACUUUUACUAAUUAGAGUGUACUUAAUUGGAAAUAUUUGGUUGAGUUUGGAACUCACUUGUGGCAUUUUGGUUUAUUAAUUCUUAUUUUAAGACAAGUGAGAAGUGUUUGAUUAUCUUAGGAGACUUCUAUUUUUCAGAACAAUUUUAUUUAUCUUAUUUUUUAAACUUUCAAUAAUAUUAACUGUGUUCCCAACAUGUAUUUAUCAACCUUCCCUUUUCAUAAGUGACUUUUAAAAUACUGAAAAUCUGUUUUUUUUUUUUUAGAAAAAUAUGUGCCUUGGACAAUUUUGUAUGGCAAAUAAAAGUAUAGACAUAUUAAAACAUUGAUGCAUUUGAAAAGGUUAGUUUCGGUGGUUACAUAAUUUUAGUAAGAUCAUUUUGAGUUGAUAUUCUAAAUAGCACAUUGGCACAGUAAAGAAUCUGGAGACUAGGCUUUGUUAACUGAGUAUGUACUAG
This is a messenger RNA of Homalodisca vitripennis (glassy-winged sharpshooter), 2802 nucleotides long. RefSeq names its product major facilitator superfamily domain-containing protein 6 (gene Sugb). The transcript has 13 exons. NCBI's taxonomy places the organism in Eukaryota, Metazoa, Arthropoda, Insecta, Hemiptera, Cicadellidae. The record is from RefSeq and is a predicted model, not a curated record. Gene Ontology annotation, cellular component: membrane. Gene Ontology annotation, molecular function: transmembrane transporter activity. Bases 311 to 2044 code for a protein of 577 amino acids.